AUGGUGAUAUUUGUGCUGCUGAAGCUUUUCCUCCUUCCUCACAAGGUAUGCAAGGCUUAUGUUGUUCAGUGCAGGAUCAGAGAUCCACACCCUCCGCUUCAACAGUAUCAUCAGUCAGGAGACCUCUUUGUUGGUGGUGUUGCUUCUCUGAGCUUCAACAUCAAUCCAAUAGACUUCACAGAAUAUUCCCAGCUGGCAAUGUUUGAUGACCUUCUAGUUGUAACUAAGAAUUACCAACACAUCCUGGCCUUGGCCUUUGCAGUAAAGGAGAUCAAUGAAAACCCUCAGAUAUUACCCAAUUCCUCCUUGGGCUUCCAUAUCUUUGACAGCUAUUAUAAUGCAAGAUGGACCUACGAUGUCACAAUGCGACUUAUGUCUUCACAAGAAAAAUUUGUCCCCAACUACAAAUGUGACACCCAGAAUAAUCUGAUGGCAGUCAUUGGAGGGCUGGACAGUGACAUCUCACUUCACGUUGCCACUAUACUGGGCACCUACAAGGUUCCACAGCUCACCUAUGGCUCUGCUCCAGUGAUGAAGGACAACUCUCCAGGCUAUUCCAUUUACCAGAUGGCUCCGAAUGAAAGACUUCAGUAUGUUGGGAUCACAGCUUUGUUACUUCAUUUCAAGUGGACUUGGGUCGGGAUUCUUUUGAUGGAUGACGACAAUGGAGAAAGGGUGGUGCAGACGUUGUCGUCAAUGUUUUCCCAGCAUGGUAUUUGUAUUGCCCUGAUAGAAAGAAGUCCCAGGUCAAAUUUUGUUGGGGGGAUUUCAGACAUGAUGGACCAGGGAGCAAAAUCAUAUGUCAAAAUCAUGGAGAGCAAAGCCAAUGUAUUUGUGUCUUUUGGACAAUCUUAUUCUGUCAAUGAUUUGAGAUGGUUGCCACAGCUAUCAGAAGGACAGUGGGAAACCAAAGGUAAAAUGCUGAUACUGUCGGCUCAAAUGGAGCUAGUUUCAAUGGUCUAUCAAAGGACUUGGGAUGCAGACAUAAUCCAUGGUGUUCUGUCUUUCACGGUUCACUCCAAUGAUCUUCCAAAGUUUCAGAAAUUUAUUAAGAACCAAAACCCUUUGAACACAAAAGGAGAUGGCUUUUUACAGGACUUCUGGCAUAAUGCUUUCAACUGUGUAUUCCAACAUCAAGUUCUGGAUGAGUUGAAAUGCGAUAUCUGCACAGGGGAUGAGAAACUGGAAAGUCUACCUGGGCCUUUUUUUGAAAUGAGCAUGACUAGCCACAGCUACAGCAUCUACAGUGCAGUCUAUGCUGUGGCCCAUGCUUUACAUGCCAUGCAUUCACUGCAAAGCAAGCACAGAACAAUGAUGAAGAGAAUGGGGCUGAAUCUUCAUGGGCAGGACCAAUGGCAGCUCCACGACUUCCUCAGAGGGGUUGCAUUUAACGACAGCGCCGGGAACAAAGUUUCAUUGAACGAGAAUGGGGAAUUGAAAGCUGGAUAUGACAUUAUGAAUUGGGUUAUUUCCUCCAACCAAUCCUUCCGCAGGGUGAAAGUGGGGGAAAUGGACGCUCAGACUGCUCCAGAACGUGCAUUCACCAUCAUGGAGAAAGAUAUAACAUGGCCGAGCUUUUUUAACCAGUUUUCAGACUCGAAUGACUGCUAUAAAUGCACAGAUGAACAAUUUCCAAGCAAAAACCAGGAUUUUUGUAUUUCCAAGCACAUCACCUUCUUGUCUUAUGAAGAACCUUUGGGACUCAGCCUAGCCUUUUUUGCUCUUUCUCUGUCUUUGAUCACAGCUGUGGUGUUGGGAACAUUCAUCAAGCACCACAACACGCCAAUUGUCAAAGCCAACAACCGAAUCCUCUCCUACACUCUCCUUGUCUCUCUUCUGCUCUGUUUCCUCUGUUCUUUGGUAUUCAUUGGCCAGCCUGAGAUAGUGACCUGCCUUCUGCGCCAGACUGCUUUUGGCACCAUUUUUUCAGUGUCUAUUUCUUGCAUCCUGGCCAAGACCAUCACUGUGGUUCUGGCUUUCAUGGCUACCAAACCAGGAAGCAAGAUAAGGAAAUGGGUGGGGAAAAGACUGGCCAACUCCAUUGUCCUUUUCUGCUCUCUUGUUCAAGGAGGAAUUUGUGCUCUCUGGCUGGCAACGUCUCCUCCAUUCCCACAUGUUGACAUGUACUCAGUCACUGAAGAAGUGAUACUGGAAUGUAAUGAAGGAUCCUUGAUUCUAUUUUACUGUAUGUUGGGCUAUAUGGGUUUUCUGGCCAUUGUUAGCUUCAUUGUGGCUUUCCUUGCCAGGAAACUACCUGAUUCUUUCAACGAAGCCCAGUUUAUCACCUUCAGCAUGUUGGUGUUUUGUAGUGUUUGGUUAUCCUUUGUUCCAACGUACUUGAGCACCAAAGGAAAAUCCAUGGUAGCUGUGGAGAUCUUCUCUAUCUUAACUUCUGGUGCUGGUUUGCUUAGUUUAAUUUUCGCCCCUAAAUGCUUUAUAAUUUGGCUGAGGCCUGAGUUAAACAACAGGGAAGGAUUAAUACGGGCAAAAGGUCAAAGCACAUAA
Messenger RNA from Euleptes europaea (tarantolino), 2505 nucleotides. RefSeq names its product vomeronasal type-2 receptor 26-like. Gene Ontology annotation, molecular function: G protein-coupled receptor activity. Gene Ontology annotation, cellular component: membrane. The transcript has 5 exons. The record is from RefSeq and is a predicted model, not a curated record. Gene Ontology annotation, biological process: G protein-coupled receptor signaling pathway. The coding region runs from base 1 to 2505 and encodes 834 amino acids. NCBI's taxonomy places the organism in Eukaryota, Metazoa, Chordata, Lepidosauria, Squamata, Sphaerodactylidae.